CGGUCAUGUGAUCAGCUGUGUCCAAUCACAGCUGAUCACAUGGAACACGUACACUGAUCAUCAGGGCACUGAUGAUCAGUGUGCCCUGAUGAUCAGUGUAGCCCCAGCUGUGCCACCUGUCAGUGCCCAUCAAUGCCAGCUGUCAGUGCUCAUCAAUGCCACCUGCCAGUGCCCAUCAGUGGCACAUCAAUGUCACAUACCAGUGCCUACCAGUGCACAUCAAUGCUACAUAUUAGUGCCCAUCUGAGCCGCCUUUCAGUGCCACCUAUCAAUGCCAGUCAGUGCCACCUAUCAGUGCUGCCAAUAAGUGCCACCUAUCAG
This is a messenger RNA of Staurois parvus, 321 nucleotides long. The record is from the annotation of a GenBank genome assembly. NCBI's taxonomy places the organism in Eukaryota, Metazoa, Chordata, Amphibia, Anura, Ranidae.